Molecule: messenger RNA, 1116 nt
Organism: Trichoderma virens Gv29-8
Lineage: Eukaryota; Fungi; Ascomycota; Sordariomycetes; Hypocreales; Hypocreaceae
Exons: 1
Coding region: 1-1116 (371 amino acids)
Molecular function (GO): FMN binding; NADPH dehydrogenase activity
Source: RefSeq, a predicted model, not a curated record
AUGGAUAAAUCCAAUCUUUUCACACCAUUGAAAAUCGGCAAUGUCAUCGUGAAGCAUCGAAUAGGGAUGGCCCCCUUAACUCGCCUCCGUGCAACAGACGAUCGUGUUCCUCAGCCACUUAUGGCCGAGUACUACAGCCAGCGAGCUGCUGUGCCAGGUACCUUACUGAUUAGUGAGGGCACAUUGAUUUCGCAUGAAUCUUCUGGUGGAUUUGCCAAUGCACCUGGCAUAUGGAACGACAAACAGAUUGAAGGCUGGCGAACAGUCACCGAUAAAGUCCAUGACAAAGGAAGCUUUAUCUUCUGCCAGAUCUUUGCCAUGGGGCGUGCUGCAGAUGAGGAGCUAUCUAAAAAGGAAGGGGUUGAGAUUUUUGGUCCCAGCCCUAUUCCAAUGGAUGAAAUAGCGCCAGUGCCACGCUCUAUGACACUCGAAGAGAUUAAGAAGACAGUCCAAGAUUUCGCAACAGCUGCACAAAAUGCGAUGCUUGCAGGCUUUGACGGUGUGGAAGUUCAUGGUGCAAACGGCUACCUAAUUGAUCAAUUCAAUCAGGAUAAUAGCAAUCAGCGUCAUGAUGAGUACGGCGGGAGUGUCGAAAAUAGAUCCCGCUUCAUAGACGAAGUUAUGAAAGCUGUCGUCGCUGCGAUAGGGCCAGAACGAGUCGGUCUUCGCCUUAGCCCCUGGAGCGUAUUUCAGGGAAUGAAAAUGACGAAUCCAAUUCCGCAAUUUUCAGACAUCAUCAACAGGGCCAGUAGACUGAAUCUGGCUUAUCUUCACCUGGUUGAAUCUCGCAUAUCUGGCAGCAAUGAUUAUGAAGGCUCCGAAACACUGGAGUUUGCUUAUAACCUCUGGAAUAAACCGCUUCUCAUAGCUGGUGGGUUCAAAUUGGACGAUGCCGAGAAGCUAGUCAAUAAGUAUCCGCACAAAGAUAUUGUUGUCAUAUAUGGGAGAUACUUUAUUGCAAACCCAGAUCUGGUGUAUAGGGUCAAAGAAGGAUUGCAAUUUACUGAGUACAAACGCGAGACGUUCUAUACGGUCAAGGAUGCGUUAGGAUAUAUUGAUUAUCCAUUUAGCGCACAGUAUCUUGAAAGCCUGAAUGCUGAGGCUUCUCCAGCAUAA